Molecule: messenger RNA, 1134 nt
Organism: Serendipita indica DSM 11827
Lineage: Eukaryota; Fungi; Basidiomycota; Agaricomycetes; Sebacinales; Serendipitaceae
Source: the annotation of a GenBank genome assembly
AUGUUGACGGAGGAUACUCCAAUGGAUUCGGUUGAGAAAGAAAACCUGCGGCGGGCGCAGAAAUACACCAAAGACGCCAAAGUUGGUGAAGGUGCCUACGCCGUGGUUUAUAAAGGAAGGGAGAUAGCAACCGGAAGACAAGUUGCUAUAAAGAAGAUUAAAGUCGGACAAUUCAAAGAUGGAUUGGACAUGUCAGCAGUCCGGGAGGUGAAAUACUUGCAGGAGUUGCAUCAUCCAAAUGUCAUCGAGCUGCUCGACGUAUUUUCGUCAAAGACGAAUCUCAACCUGGUCCUCGAAUUCUUGGACGGUGACCUGGAGAUGAUGAUCAACGACAAAACUCAAAAGUUCCAAGCAGCGGAUAUGAAGAGCUGGAUGGUCAUGACACUACGAGGCCUCGAGUUUUGCCACCGAAAUCACAUUCUCCACCGAGACCUUAAGCCGAAUAACUUGCUGCUUGCAUCAGAUGGUCAGCUCAAGCUCGCAGAUUUUGGUCUCGCGAGGGAUUUCGCUGACCCAGGCCUCAAGAUGACCUGCCAAGUUAUUACAAGAUGGUAUCGACCUCCUGAGCUACUCUUCGGCUGUCGAUAUUACAGUGGUGGCGGUGAUAUGUGGUCUGUUGGGUGCAUAUUCGCCGAAUUGAUGUUGCGAACUCCAUAUCUACCUGGCGAAAGCGACGUUGACCAGAUCAAGACCAUCUUCCGUGCUCUCGGAACGCCUACCGAAGAAGAAUGGCCGGGAUACACAAGUCUACCGGACUAUGUCUCUGUGGGCCACUUCCCUAAAACACCACUCCGCGAUCUGUUCACAGCCGCAAGUAGCGAGGCCAUCAACCUCCUCGCAAAGUUUCUAGCAUACGAUCCGAUGAGGAGGAUAUCAGCCAGAGAGGCCCUGAACCAUGCCUACUUCUUCCAAGCACCGAACGCGACCCACCAUAGCCGGCUCCCAAAGUGUAAGAUUGUCUCAACAGAACCAGAGGAGCCGCCGACGCAUGACAAUGCGAAGAUGGAUCUCAUGAAGAGCUUGACUGCUGGACCAAGCUCGGGGAGGAAAAGAAAGUCGUCGAUUGGUCACGAAGUGGUGUCAAGACCGCCCGCUCUGCGGCACAUGGACGUCGACAAGCACGAGUCUCUUUGA